GUUCUGCACAGGGACAAAACUCGAUGUUCCUGUGGUCCCAUAGGGAUGGGGUUUGGGGGUACCCGUAGCCCCACAUGGCCCAGACCUGGCCCCAUGUCACCAUGGUCAUGGUGCCAGGAUGGGGGCAGCCCCCCAGGUACUGUGUCCAAAUCCUACUCACGCUGCACCCAGCAUCAUCCCUUUCCCUCCAGUUCCCAUCUGGAAGGACCCCCUGGGGCAGGGAUCCAUCUAUGGGUGACACCAGGUCCUGGUCAGCGUUUUGGGGUGCAGGGGAAGGGGAGAGCACCUGUGGUGUCCCCAAGCCCUCCCCAGUCCCCCCAUCACAACAGACCCCACUGUGCUGGGAUGGCACUGGACGCCUGAGCCUCCCCCUGCCUGGGACCUGCCAUGGAGACAGUUGUCAUUGUGGCCAUCGGGGUGCUGGCCACCAUCUUCCUGGCAUCCUUCGUGGCGCUGGUGGUGGUGUGCCGGCAGCGGUACUGCCACCCCAAGGACCUCCGGCACCACUACGACACCAAACCCAUUGUGGACCUCAUGGGGACUUCUGAGACACCAUCAGAGCCCUCAGAGCUGGAGCUGGACGAUGUGGUCAUCACCAACCCGCACAUCGAGGCCAUCCUGGAGAAUGAGGACUGGGUCGAUGACGCCUCGGGUCUGGUGUCCCACUGCAUCGCCAUCCUGAAGAUCUGCCACACGCUGACAGAGAAGCUGGUGGCCAUGACCAUGGGCUCGGGCACCCGCGUGAAGUCCCCCGCCAGCCUUGGGGACAUCAUUGUGGUGGCCAAACGCAUCAGCCCCAGGGUGGACGACGUGGUGAGAUCCAUGUACCCGCCGCUGGACCCCAAACUGCUGGAUGCGAGGGCCGCGGCGCUGCUGCUCUCGGUCACUCACCUGGUGCUCGUGACCCGCAGCGCCUGCCGCCAGCCCGCCGCACGCCACUGGGUCGAGCGCUCGCUGGCGGCGGCGGAGGAGCACAUGGCGGUGCUGCGGCUCGCGGCCAUGGCCGCCGAACCCGAGCGCCCGCCCGGCGCCGAGCCCCUGCGCCAGGAGCAGUCGGUCAUGUGA
Pezoporus occidentalis (night parrot) is the source of this 1065-nucleotide messenger RNA. It is a transcript of the gene TMEM98, whose product is annotated as transmembrane protein 98. Gene Ontology annotation, cellular component: endoplasmic reticulum. Bases 388 to 1065 code for a protein of 225 amino acids. Lineage: Eukaryota; Metazoa; Chordata; Aves; Psittaciformes; Psittacidae. The transcript has 6 exons. The record is from RefSeq and is a predicted model, not a curated record.